Messenger RNA from Paramuricea clavata, 14980 nucleotides. The record is from the annotation of a GenBank genome assembly. Lineage: Eukaryota; Metazoa; Cnidaria; Anthozoa; Malacalcyonacea; Plexauridae.
AUGGAUGAUGAAAAUGCCGAAGACGAACCUGCUGAAACACCAGAAGAUCACUGGAAACGUAACAAUCGGUUUGAGAAAAACCAACCCUUGCUCCAAGCUUUUUCGUUGUUUGCCCCAAGCCGUUUCCCACAACUUGUGAAGAAUUUCAAAACCGCACAUAAUCUUCAAGCGUGCCUUAACACCUUUUGUGAAACGUACAGUAUAGAUGCGUUUAGAUGUGCUGACGAAUUGUUCAAUUUUGCUCGUUCUUUAGAGAAAUUCGACUGUUCAAUUGUCUGCCAGCAAGAAUAUGAUGAUGAUGACAGCGAAGACGGCGAGGACAACGAUGGUUAUGAUGACGAUGACGGCGAGGACAACGAUGGUUAUGAUGAUGAUGACGAGGACGACGACGAAAUCUCAAGCACGUCAGAUAAUGAGCAGAGCGACAGCGGCGGCAAGAAAGCUGAAAAACAAACGAAGAAAAAAGUUCCAUCUUUCUCUGAAGCUCUUUUACUCCUUUGUAACCCAGAUUAUAGUUUGGUUGAUACGUAUCCAACUCUCUGUCGCGUUUAUGCUAUUGCUGUGGCCAUCCCAGUUAGUUCGUCGACUGCAGAGCGUUCGUUUUCUGCACUCAAGAGGGUGAAGACUCGCAUUCGCUCAUCCAUGGUUUAGGAGAGACUUGAAUCAUUGCUUUCAAUGUCAAUCGAGCGUAAAAUUUUGCUCAAAUGCGAUAAAGAACAUCUCAUUAACUUGUACGCAGGGCUUUCUCCCGAACUGUCAAAAGUUCUACUUUGACUUGCAUUUGGUUCAUUGGUUGUCUUUUAAAACUGUACAUGUGAUAUUAUCAUUAUUAUGCUCAAUUUGCAUAAACUAUAGCUUAUAGUCUAUACGUUAUUGACAUUUGACCUGGAACAAAAUUAUGUUGCUUCUCUCAUUAUUGGCAUAUGACAAUAAAAAUUGUAUUACAGUAAAAAUUGUAUUAUAGUAUAAUUAUAUCCGUUGAUAAUAUGCUACAACAAAACCUGACUAACAUUGUUUUAGAUUGGUACUUGGUGGAAAACUGUUUCACAAAUGUGUUUUCAGAAUGCUGGAAAUGCCAUUUCACAGACUUAGAUUUUAAAAAAAUUUCUGGAAGAGCAAUCCCCCAGACCCUUCUAGGUCCCUCGUGCCUAUGACACUUGAUGUGUAAACUCGCACUAAUUUUCGGGAGGCUGGGGGGGGCAAAAAUCGAGAUAACUCUUAGGGGUGACAAAUUUAAUACUGGCCCCCCCUUGAAAUUUUCGAGCCACCACGCCACUGUUGGUAAAGACAAAUUGGUCAAAGAGACAAAUAACUCUUGAAGUUAUUGUAUUAAACACAUUACCACAUUGGACUAGUUAAUUAAGCUAUAAAAAUGUUGUGUUUCUAAUAAAUUAUUGUAUGGGAGUAUCUGGUUAUUAUCCAGUAUCCGGUUAUUAACCGGUCAUCAUUUUCUCCUGACCACUAUCCGGUAGACUACUAUCCGGUAAAACCGUAUCUGACACAUCCCUAAUACUUUAUCUUGCACAUACUGAGUUUGAGAUAGUGUUCCACCAUGGCACCAUGGAUAGCAUCACACCGGUACAGAAUACUAUACAGAAGUCCAUCUUCAUUGUUUUUGUGUGACAGCUAUUCGUAAUGAUUCGUCACUCAACAAGUACCGUAAACAGAAGCAGUCACCCCCCUGGACAUACACCAUUUUGAGUAUUUCCAGGGGGGUAUGCUUCUGUUUACGGUACUUGCCGAGUGAAGAAUUAUGACGAAUAGCGCUUUCGCAAAAAACAAUGGAGAUGGACUUCUGUAUAGUAUUCUGUGACCCCAGACACUAUCCGCCAGCUAGCUAGCCUGCGUAACAGGUGUUUAGUGUGGGCGGGAGAAGAGAGGCUUUUCUCCCGCCCGCACUAUUAAACACCUGCUAUGCAGGGUACUAGCUAGCAGAUAGCAUGUCCCCAUAUAUAGUGAACGAAAAAUGCUCAGAUUUAUAAGGAUUCUUGUCAAAUUCUGUUUUUAUUAAUAGUAAAUAUAUAGAAACAUCAAAACUGCGCGGCCGAUAUCUCCGGAUUCUCCGCCGGACCGCGCGAUACAAACUUUCGACACAGACCACACUGGCACACUGGCCACUGGGCAGCAAACACACGUCUAUAUUUCCAGUAUAAGUCCAUUUUAACUUCGCCUAUAUUACCUUAACAGCUCUACCCCAUCUUGCUUCUCUAUACUUUGGUCUUGAUGGACAUAGUGACGAUUGUUUGUGAUGAUCCUUCUCUUCUGCCUCAUUUCUGGCGGCCAUAUUGGAAACCACUAUAUUUCUUUAUUAGAUGAAGUAUACCUUUAUAAAGAGCACAUGAUUGAUCAAAACAAAAGAACAAAGGUCAAAGGAUAGCCGGAUAGGUUAAAAGAAAUCGCGACUUUAUUCAAUAAAAUCUCAAAUUAUCGUUCAUAAAAUAGAUUCUCUAUCAUGGGUAGGAAGAAACAAGACACAUCGAGAAAUAAUCAUGUGCAAAAUCUUUCUGCAAAACCAUCGAAACUUAAGUCAAAAAAGAAGGAUCCAGAUGAAUGGAAACCUUUUGGAAACCAUGGUAGCGGCUAUAUAGCAUUGGUGUUUCUACUGGGUAAGUGAUGUAUUACUCAGUAUUAGGGUAUGUGAGUUGUGAUUAUAUAAAACCUAUAUAUAAAUCAUGGUGGUGAUUUAUUGAUUUAUUUUUCCUUCUAGCUGCAAUUGCUGGAAUCCUUCACAGGUGAAAUUUCUUUUAUAAAUAUUCUGGACUACGUUUUUCUUAAUACCAACUACCAAGCCCAAUUAGAUAUUGAAUAUGUCAAAUAACAUAGUACAUAGUGCUGAAAUCAUGGUUGCAGUAAGGGGAUAGGCCAUUUGGUCUUACCAAACUCCUCAGCAUUUACCAAACUCUCGCUCGAUAAGGGGCCACGUCCAUAUUCACGUUAAUUUGCCAUGCAUAACAUCGAAUCGACGUUAUGACCAGUAUACCCACCCACCUCAGAUAACGUUGAUUGUUACCCUGUUGUAUUUUGAGUGCUAAAAGAGCUCAAAAUCAAAAUGGCAACUGAAAUAUGGUAUAUAAUCAAUCAAUUUAUCUCAGAAAUGCAUUAAAAUGCUGAGGCUUCAAUUCAAAGUUAUUGACUAAAUUGUACUUGCCUUCGUUGGCACCAAUUACUGUAGGCUCUUUAUUAUAAAAUAUGAGAAGUUUUAUUGCAGAAAAAUGUCGCGAUUCGCGAACACAAAUUGACCGGUAUUUGACACGAAAAAAACGUCGCUUCAAUACUUCGACCUUUAUUUUGACCUCUAUUAGUUGAAAAUAAUAUAAUACUGGCAAAAGUUGCACUUGCAAACAUUAAAGUAUUAGUGUCAGGGUCAUGCAUUGCAGGCUUUUAUUAUUGUUUACAUUUUACUCAAAUACAACAAAUAGCGAUAAAAAUACCUUGUUUGGUACAUUUCUGAUAAGAAUCAGACAAAAAGAGCAAGGAUUAUAAAAGGAUGGUUUAAAUAUAUUAGAAUGCUGUUUUUAAGGGUUUGUAAUCCAAGUGAGUAUAUAUACACUUUAAGACCUGACCAGGAACGACUGCGAAAAAUGCAGCACAAGGUCCUCUGGUAGGAAUUGAACCUAGCCCUGCGAUUUUUCGCAGUCAUUCCUGGUCAGGUCUUAAAGUGUAUAUAUACUCACUUGGAUUACAAACCCUUAAAAACAGCAUUCUAAUAUUAAUUCCACCAAUUAAGUGAAGUGCAAGCAAUCAGAUUUUGGUUUAAAUUUAUGAUUGUAAACACUUUCCAGAUCAUCUAGUCUAUUUGUCCCGAAAAAUGGCCGCCAACAGGAGUUUGAGCCCGCAAAUUCCUGGUGUGACACUAAUCCUUUAAAUAUUUAAACUUCUGUCUGUUCGGAUUUAAAUAGUCAAAUUGCCACGAGAUAAUGUCAAGGAGUUGAUGUAAAAACCCACCCACCCAUAACGUCGAUUCGACGUUAUGUGUGGCAACAUGAAUAUGGACCUGGCCCCUAAACCGUUAUAUUGAGUGCGGAGGAGGCUAAUAGUUUGGAGCCUCCAAGUUUUGCAACCAGCAUUGAGAUUGGACAAUUUUUCACAUGUCAAACUUUUGAUGACAUGGGAUGUAACCGGAGGCGUAGCCAGGAUUUUUGGUCAGGGGGGGCAGCAAAAACUUAGGUGGGGCCAGGUUUUACUUUACCAGGGGGGGGGGGCACAAUUUUACCAGGGGAUGUAAUUUUGCAAUUUAUAAUUUCGGUUUAAGUGACUCAACAUGGAAGAGAAAAUGACUGUUGCAAAAGACAAAGUUACACCCCAUGUCAUCACUAUUUUGAGCCUUUUGACAUAUGUGAAACAUAAAAUCACAACAUUGGUUGCAAAGCUCAGAAACAACUUUUUACCACAGCUUGGGGUAAUGCUUGAAUGCAAACGGUAACACCAAAAGAGAAACAGAUUUAAAACAUUAGCAUACAUAUAGAAAAUAAAUAAGUAAUCAUAUGGUACAAUACUUUGUAUGGGUUCUUGGUGAUUCAAAAAAGUUUUCAUUGUUAAAAAAUUAGUUAAGAAGUUUCUGAUUUAGAUUUUUUAGAGACAUAACAGUUCAAAUUAAGUGAAUGUUUAUGAAAAAGAAUUGCAAUUGAGGAACAUAUUUCAUUUCAUGUUACAAUAAAACCAGAUUUUAUUGAUAUAAAUAUUAUUGUUGUUGCUUGUUGUGCUACUGACAGUACCCAUAAAUGACGACAUUAUGCAGAAAACUGUCAAGAUGUCAAUGCUUCUCGAUCAUAUACAAUUUUGUUGUAGAACUGGGUUCCGGGUAGCUCAACUUUUUUGUCUAGUAAAUAAAUACAUCUAGAGGUACAGUAUAAGUCAUUAACUAACAUUGUACGCUCUAUUCAAAUCACCGAAAACCCAUUUAAAUUUUAAUUCAAGACAGCUCAUUAAACAAUUUUAUAUUGUGAUUAUAUUGUAGUGCCCAUGUUUCUCGGAUGUUUGAAAAUGAAAGAUUUUUCUCCCACCUUUCAACACUGGAAAGAGAACUUUCCUUUAGAACUGAAAUGGUUUGUAAUUAUUGCAUUAACCAGCACUCACUCUUAAAUCUCUUUCUAUUAACUAUGCUUAAAUGCAUGCAGAUACUGAUGAGGGCAAAUCACUGAUUUAAAUGAUGUAAACCUUCAGAAAAAUCACCCCAAACAAAAAUAGAACAAAAGAAGUGAAAAAAAAACAAUGCCAAAAAGAUAUUAAAACUUAAUUAAAUAACUUAUCUUGAACUCAGUUAAUUAAUUAACAGAAGAUAUAAUAAUACUUGCCUAUGCUGUAGACCUAAAAACUGUAGGCUAAAGAUGUACAGUACUAUAUAGAGCUUGAAAAUAUUGCAGGUGAAACCAGGAUUCAUAGUUAAUUUGUAAACGUUCUCUGAGUUUUCGAAGUCCUGCCAGUCUACAGUCUUCGACGGGUAGAUUAAUAAUGCGCUAGUGAUAUAAAAUUGCACUGUGAUUACAGAAAAUUGCACUGCUGUUUGAGAUUAACUGCACUGAAAUCAACCAAUCACAGUCGAGUAAUAUCUUUAUGUAUAUUAUUAGAUAUAUAAUAGCGGUUUACAAUCACAAUUACUGACACAAAAUACAACUACUGACAGUUCCGCCUAGUAGGUAUUAGAUUGGUGACUAAUUAUAUAUUGUGCAGAAUUUAAAGUUUUUUGAGCAAAAAUCGGUAUUGUUCUGGCAAAUGUUAUGAGUUGUUAUCAGUGUCUUUCGUGCAUGCAGUGUGCCAAGACUCUAAUGUCGCUAUAUGUCGAUAGUUGCCUUAAAGCACAGAGUAGAGACAUACAGAGACGUAACUAGUGUACCCACUUUUUUUGUGCGCAUGCUCGGCAAGUUACUAGAUGCAUGCAUCUGAUUGGAUGACGACCUGAUGACGACUCACUUUAAACUUGCUGAGCACGCGCAGUUGAUCAUUUUUCGCCCGGUCGCCUGAAAAAAAGUGGGUGCAUGAUAACGUAAUCUUCCGCAGUGUUUACAACGGUCAGUUACGUCUCUGUAUGUCUUAUCUACUCUGUGCUUAAAGUAAGUUUACUUUAGUUUGUCAAUUAUUUUUCCGUUUUUAAAAUCCAUUCUGUCGUCGUUUGCCCACGCAUGUUUUGCGAUAUUAGAGCCCUGCCUGUCUCGCCAAUGUAACUCCACGAGCAAUCUGAACAGUUGAUCUGGUAGACUACGUUCGUCUGAUUCUCAGGUAGUGGUCGGUCUUUUGCUGAGGGAAACAUUUGUUCUAGUGUGCGUAGAGGUUUCGUAUAGUUACUCGGAUGUCGUGCGGUUCAAGAAUGCGUCUCAGUGGCUCUGUUAGUCCUUUGAUGUACGAUAGGACGGCGUAACUGCGAUUGGUCUUCGGUUCCACUAAGUCAAAAAACGAUCGUACUAGUUGUUCGAGUGGCGGCGUUCUGUUCUCAAACAUGACACGCUUCUGUUCAACUUGUGUCAUGUUCUUCGCCACCCGGAGAACUAUAGUACGAUCGUCUUUUUGACUUAGUGAAACCGAAGACCAAUCGCAGUAUACGCCGUCCUACCGUACCGGUGCAUCAAAGGACUAACAGAACCACUGAAACGCAUUCUAAAACCUCUUACCUCACGACAUCCGAGUAACUACGAAACCUCUCCACACACUAGAACAAAUGUUUCCCUCAGCAAAAGACCGACCACUAUCUGAGAAUCAGACGAACAUAGCCGGUCUACCAGAUCAAUUGUUCAGAUUGCUCGCGGAGUUACAUUGGCGAGACAGGCAGGGCCUUCAAAACAAGAAGAAAAGAGCACGAACGAAACGUGGAAAAUGCAAGAGUGGCUCUAAUAUCGCAAACCAUGCGUGGGCAAACGACCACAGAAUUGAUUUUAAAAACGGAAAAGUAAUUGACAAGCUUUAGGGCAACUAUCGACAUACAUCGACAUUAGAGUCUUGGCACACUGCAUGCUGCCAGAACAAUAUCGCUCUUUGCUAAAAAAAACUUUAAAUUAAAUUCUGCACACAUAUAUAAUUAGUCACCAAUCUUAUACGUAGGCGGAACUGUCAGUAAUUGUCUUUUGUGUCAGUAAAUGUAAUUGUAAACCGAUAUUAUAUAGCAGCAGAUUGCCAGUCGAAAGCUUGUAACAAAUAAAUAUUUUUAACCAGAGAACGUGUACACAAUUAACUAUAUAGAGCGUUUGCACUCAUUCCCAGGGACCAACUCAACAAAAGCAAUGGCGCCCAUGUUGGUGUUCCAAGUGUUCCAGACAAUAGAGUCUAAUUAAAAUUAUUUUGAAUUGGAACACCAACAUGGCAGCUGUGACGUCAUGUGCAAACGCUCUAUACUGGUACUUUAAAUUUUAGAAUCCACUGUCAAUGAUACUUUUCCUUUUAAAAGUACACAACAGCCACUGAAUUAGCCUUUUCCCAAAAGAGAUCACACAGUGCAUUCUGGGAUCGUUUGGAGGGUCAAAAUAUAUGGUGACAGGCGGCAAAUAUGUGAAAGAGUAGACGUAUCUACUAUCAAACACCAACUUUAUAGACCACCUAAAAUGAAAUAUCUCCUUUUUACAUUAAACAUUUAAUUUAAAUGUAUGCUGCCAUAUUUCUUGUCCCUCCAACAUGGGAUUCCCGUAACUAGACCCAGGACUUUGGGAAAUGGCUAAUUACCCAUUGUCACCCCAGUUACUAUAUACUGUAAAGUACAAAUGAUAUUGAACGUUUCUUUUCUAUAAUAUAGGGUCUGUAUUAUUCGUACUAUAAAACCAUUGUUGAAGCGCCAACAUUCUGGAGUGGUGUACAUGCGAUUAUGAAUUGUAAUAUUACAGAAUAUCCUCAAACAACAAACACUCUAAAAAGGUUUAAUUUAUACCCUGAAGUAAGUGAAGUAUUUAUCGGUACAUUACCAUACUAAUCAGUAAUGGCUUGUAUUUAGUGGACUUUAACUGUAUGAAAAUGUUCGAAAUUAUGGAGCAUAUUAGGUCGAUGUACAGUAUAUAUGGGCAGUUGGCGUAUGGCGUAGAUAUUACAUAAAUUGAUGACUUCAUGAAUUAAUGACUGCACCAAUUACGUCACAUAUCUUGUUUUGGCCUGGAAGCCUCGCUCUCAUGAAUUGUGAGCCAAUCACCGUUCAUCUUGAAACAUGAGAAUGAAGCUCCCAGGCCAAGAUGAGAUACGUGAUGUAAUUAUGGAAAGGGUCUAUUGACUUUUAGCAUGAUGCUGCAUUCUCUGUAACCUCUAUAUAUUGUAAUUUAGGGAUACUGUAGGUAACAAGGUCUCUACAUGCGUUAGGUAUUCUGUAUGGUGUACUAUUCUCCAUUAUAUCACAGGCAUCCCAUGCUCACAUGUGGUUGUGGUAUAUUUGUAUUUUUAUAUUAGCUUACUAUGACAGAAUAUAUUUUGUCAAAAAAUGUUAAAAUAUUGAAUUAAAUUGAGAAAUAAGGUUGCUUACCACUACUACGAUGUGUAAUCUGUAAAAUCAAGACGUUUCUGGGUUGAUUUGGGGUGAUUCAAUCCCCUACAUGGUGCCGGGCUGGCCCGGUUAACCGGACUGACUCGUUUGUUUAGGACCUUACUGUGGUUUUAAAACUCGUGUAAAAUAAAUUUGCGAUAAAUAAUUGGUUUAGUAUAGAUGCAAAAUCAUCCUAAACCUGAUUCAAAACUCAUUUUGCGGCCGAAGGAUUUUCGUGACAUUUUUCAGCCCGGUUAACCGGGCUGACCCGGUCCAUGUAAUCAGCCCAGGCUAAGUCGACGUAUCAAGCUUGUUCAAUUCUACAGUAUACCUUUAUGGAAUUAUACGUAAUCACUUUUGUUGUCUGCAUGGUUUACAAAUAUGAAAUUAUUGACAGUGCAGUUUACCUUAUAGGUCCUAUUAGCAGCUGGAUAUCGAUUUUAUAUUUGGGCGGCAAAUCAGUUACAAAUUCAAACAAAAAUAUGUUAUCAAGUGAACAGGGGCCAUAAUCUACCGCCUGUUGAGAGUUGUGAAGGUACAUGUAAUUGAUCAUUUGAACUAUAAGGCAUUAGCUCAAAAUCGUAACGUAAUCUACUGUAUAUAGUGGCACAUGAAGUGCUACCUAGUCUUAAAGCACUCCACGUCUAAAGUUAAUACUUGUUACCUUUUAUUUGCAUGAAAAAUAAUACUGAAUUCUUAUUGGUAGAGAAGCAUAAAAUAAGCAAUUAAUGCCAAUAUACGUUGCUAAUUUCCUCUUGAGUUGCUGCAUUAACAAGUAAUAUACAGUAUACAUGAAGAAUAUAGCACAGGGUAAACUAUCACUAGAACUUUUUUCCAAUAUCCUUACUAUGGAAAUAUUAUGGAUCUUUGAAAAUAGUUGUAUAAAAUAGUAGGGAAACCAAUUUUCAUCCUAAUUGCAAUUUCCGUAUAGUAUGGAUCUAGUGAUGGAAAUAGUAUCAUAAUGGAUAUACUGUGCUAUGGAAUUAGUGAUGCAGUCGCAAAUUCCAUACCAUGGAUUUCACUAUUUUUUCCAGUGCAUCAUAUUGCGAAUAUUACAUAGUUUGCAUUGCCAUCCAGCAAAUUUGGGAUUGAUUUUUUUUUCAACAAGGAAUGGGCGAAUUGUCGUACUUUUAUGUCUAUCCAAUAUUUUACCUCAGUGGAAUUACAAUGUCUUGUUUCUUUCUACUAUGUUUUUAUUUGAGGUAAGUGCAUCUGUACGCGAGAACGUUUUAACUGUUUUUAUGUGCUUGCGGUGAUCUUUUAUCGCUUUGCAAAUAUUAAUUUCUAAUGUGUAAUUUCUACUAGCCCCUCCCUGACCUUGCAAUCCAAAAUUUGCUACGCAGCCCCUGAUAUUGGUGCUGAUGUUUGCACCAUAUAUAGAGCAUCUUAUCAAUAACACGGUUUUCGCUUGUCAUUUUGCAGUGGUAGCAUAUGGGGAGGAAUUAUUGGAACUGCUUCGUAUUUUUUCAACCAUGGUGAGGUAAUUAAUGAUAUAUCUUGUUAAUUUUCCAUUAUGUUAAAGGUGUAUCCAACUGUCUUUAUACUGUAUAGAGCUUGCUUUCGUUGGUAGUGAUGCAACUAGCUGAAAAAUAUAUUAAGGUCUAAGGAGAAUUUAGACGUUUCGAGCGAAGGCCCUAACGAACUCCAGACGAAAGUCGAAAUUCUCCAUAUAUUUUUCAGCUAGUUGCAUCCCUGCCAACGAAAACUUUUUAUUAUUAUUGGCACUAUACCUACAUUGAGACAGACACUUCAAAAUAAUGUAUAUACAGUAGCUUUGUCAAUCAUGUAGCAUGUAUAAACAAAGACAAAGUGCAAUUUGUUUCAUCGGAAACGAAAUUGUAUACAUUCGAUCAUUCUUGACAUGUUUCCUCUCUAUGUAGCAGCGAAAACUGCAGGCACGAUAACUCAUUAGGUUUUAAUAUAAUUUCAUAUUCUUUACUUUUGUUUUCUAUUUCAAUUACUUUUAGAAUAACAAAACAAAAGCAAUUCUCCCUUCCCUCCAUACACACACACAAAAUCAUUUUGCUUUAUGAUGUGUACUGUUUCGUGCUUUGGAUCCUCCAAUACCACAUUUAAUGGUCACCAGAAUUUUAGGGCAUCGGGGGGUUUUCUGCUGUCAUCUCACAAUAGCCUGCGUAGUGGCUCUACUCUCACGAUGAGUCAAUGACGCCUACUCUGUUUUCAAGCAUAAAUAAUUUAUCCCGGGGUUAACUUUAUUUCUUUCAUAUUAGGCAACUCGUGUAAUGUGGACGCCCCCUUUACGUGAGAGUUUUUCAUUUCCACUGCUUGUUGUUCAACUGUUGUCAAUAACUAUUGUCUUGAAGUAAGUGUUAUUUGCAACCUUUACAUCCGACUUUACGCUAAGUUUACCAUUUCGACACUGACCCCAAACACCUCGACCUGAACUUUCAAAUUAGCUUUCACCUUUAGAAGCUUCCGAGGUUAACUUUACGUUCCGACUUCUGACAUUAACUGAAUUAACUCCAAGGCUCUGUCCUUCAGACAUGAACAUUUCCAUUCUGAAGUUACAGGUAGCUUUACACCUUUACCAUCUAAAUUUGAGGACAGGACUUUAAGUUAAACUUGAUUAUUGAAACAGUUUGAAAGCUUAGUUGCUUCCACCGUCGGCUUCAAAUCGCCGGUUGGCUUGUUUAGUCGUGCUCAGUAAUCUGUAAUUUUUGUGAUCGGCUCAUCUCUAGUGUAAAAGACAAGAUGGAGCUACACUGUAAUUUGUAUCUUCAUCGGUGGGUUGGGGGCAUUUUCCCCUGGGCCCGAAACGCGAAGCGUUGAGGUCAAUUCCUCGCCCUAUUGACCGACACUGAGGUGAAUAAUUGUUUUAGCAUAUACCAUAGCAAACCAAAAAUGACCAUAACAAAAUAGAAAAGACUAAAAAACAACGAAAAUCCUUUUUAAAACAAUUUGUAUUACAGCUUCCCUUAUAGUUGUAAACAGAACAGUAUUUAUAUGCUUUUAGUACUUUUAUUCAUUAGCAACCUGAACUGUAGCUUCGUUUGGUACAAAAAUAUUCUCGUCUGCAACCGGAACAGGGGCCCCUGGGAAAUUUGUGCCCGGGCCCCACUCGGCGGCCCUGUCUGUGACCAGUACUUGGCCACAACAGCCGCAACCACUUCUGUAUCAAGGUGUAUGUCUAGGCCAUACACUAGUAAAUAAAUGAAAACUCAGUAACUAGUUUUCAAAUCAUUGACACUUUGUUAUUUCUUUAGGCAUCCUAAACCAAACUGGUAUCAUACCAGUUUAGUAUUUAUUACGACUCUUGGUUUUAUGUUGCCGUGGCAGGUAUGAUUAGAAUACCAAAUCAAUUCUCGUUAUAAUAAGUGAAUGUUAGGGUUUGUAAUCCAAGUGAGACUGCGAAAAAUGCAGCACAAGGUUCUCUGGUAGGAAUUGAACCUACGGCCCUGCGAUUCCGGUGCAGCGCUCUAACCAACUGAGCUAUAUAUAGGUAAUCGGGUGCGCGGGUUGUUAUAAGGUGGACUUCAAUGAGGGAUUCUUGCACUUCACUUGGUGGAAUUAAUAUUAGAAUGUUAGGGUUUGUAUGAACUUACGGUUACAGCUUAACAGCUGGCCUCUGUAGCUCAGUUGGUUAGAGCGCUGCACCGGAAUCGCAGGGCCGUAGGUUCAAUUCCUACCAGAGGACCUUGUGCUGCAUUUUUCGCAGUCGUUCCUGGUUAGGUCUUAAAGUGUAUAUAUUCUCACUUGGAUUACAAACCCUAACAUGCUAAUAUUAAUUCUAAUAUUAAUUCCACCAAGUGAAGUGCAAGAAUCCCUCAUUGAAGUCCAUGUUAUAAUAAGUGGCUACCGAAAUGCAUAAAAUGGACACUUCCCGAAUUUGGUGGCUGGCAAAGAAAACUACUUAUUUACAAUGAAUUACAUUGUCCGCCUCGAUUUCAAGCUAUUGUUUCAUGUGCAUUCAAGCAAACUGCCAAGAUAUUGUCUGAACUAUAUCAAGCUCACGUCAGCUUACGUAUUACAAAUGCUACUAUUUUGGUAAACGCUGAUAGCGUAUUCUUUUUUCUAUUUAGUUUGCACAGUUUGCUUUGUUAACGCAGGUAAAUGAAACCUUUAAAAAUAUAUAAAGAAUAAGGCGCUAACCUAUCAGCCUGGGGAUCAAUAUUGGCAAUUGAAAGCUGAAAAUACCUUUUCAUCUAUUGAGGUAUUUUGCCUGUGGUUUGCCGAAAGGUCGUAUACACAUACCAGGGUUCGUGAAUUGGUACAUGUAGAUUUUUUUUCUUCAGACCUGUGCACUUUUUGGUCUUUAUGCUUUAAAGUUUAUAACAGCCAAGAAGAUUUGUUGUAUUUUGUAUGGUCUUUGUGUAAGUAGUUUAACUUUUUGCCUUUGCUGAACAAAUAUAAAGUGGUUAGAAAGUCUUUUAAAAAAUAGCGCUUAUGUAAAUGAAAACUAGUUACUAUUGCCUGUUAUGUAGAUUGCUCAUGUGGCGAAUUACGUCUGUCAAUUUGGAAAUUCCAUGUUGCUCAGGUACGGAGAAAAUAUUUUGAUAUUGGUUAUAUUGAAUGCGAAUAUUAUGCUAUUGUUUCCAGGGGCGUACCAUACUGCGAGGUUGGGGGUUAAGCAACCCCCCCCCCGGUAAAUUUUAUGUAGGGUCUUUAUCAAGCACAUAUGCUUUUGUUUCUGUAGCUUCUUAGCAAAUAGACAAUAGUACUUCACAAUAUAGAAUUUUAAUCAAAUUGAAACACAUUGUAUACCUGUUAGAGAAUAUUUAAAUUUUAACUUACUUUUAAUUUUCCGACUUAGUUAAAACUCGAAGGGAGGAGAUACGUGAACCAACGCCCUUUUCCUCAGUGAAAAUGGUGUGUCGACCCCCUUUCGCAGAAUCUUCACUUUGAUCUCCGCGCACACUGGUUCACACACAAUAACAUUCAGGGGACUGUAUUCUAUCGAUUUAUUUCAUUGGAAAGAUUAUAUAUUUACAACGCGUAUUAAAUUACAGUGGAUCACUAUGACGUAUUUUAUAAGCAAUACUAUAUACAUAUAUUUACAUUAAGUAGCAGAAGCGACUGCUGUGCGGAAAACUGGCGGCACUGCGCUGGGAACUAACAACACCCCCCUCCCCCCAAUUGAAAUGGCGGAGGAACGCCACUUAGAUUGUUUUAAUGCUUAAAAUAUCUGUAUUCUUUAUUUUAGUUCAUUUUUUAUAACAGCUGUCAUUUCAGUAUUGGUACGUUCGUCAUCUCAUUGCAAUAUUUACAUUGGUUAACUAAUGUGGCGUUUGCAUAAUCCAGUGCUUUGUCGAAACGGAUACAAGGCUCGAUCAUUAUGGCGACUUAAAUUAAGUUACUCUAAACAUUUUUCUAGUUAGCCUAGAAAUAACCGUAUUUGGGUUAACGUAACAUUCCUGGUUAAAUUUCCCGGUUAUGUUAACCUUUUUUUCCCACUAUACUUAAUUUGACCAGGAUGUUCCGAUUCAAUUAACCAGACAAUGUUAGAUGGAUAAAUAACCAAGGGCCAUGGUUAUUUAUUCACCUAACAUAGUCUGGUUAUUUUAACAAGGACUUCCUGUUCAAAUAUAACCAAAUUCCUGGUUACAUUAGCCAGACCUUGGUAGGAUGUGAGAUAAAAUAACCAGGAAAUUUGACCAGGAAUAUUAAAUUAACCCAAAUAAUAUUAUUUCUAGGUUAACCACCUAGAUAAUUUUAACCAGAGUGUAUAGAGUGUACUAGUGUAGGUUCAAAUUCAAACAGCAAAUGAAAGAUCAGUUGUUGAGUAGAUCCUAUUUGGACGUUUAAUCUGUCUUUCGUUUACAAUUAUCUGUUGCUAAAAAGUGCAUUAUUUUUUAAUUUCUGUGAAAACGAAUUGAAUCAAGGUUUGCUGUCUUUAACCAAUCAGAAACAAGAUCACUUUCGAUCUUAAAAUGUUAUUUACGUCAUAAUAAUUCUAGCUACUGUACCUAGCCAGCCAGAUCCAGACUACUUGAACUUGUGGAGUAUAUGUCAGAUGGAAGAAAAUGGCUCACAUGGGUUAAAACAGAUUUUUUCUAAUUUUUAGGUGAUUGUCAAGUUGGAACCGUACCUUAAUAAAUUACCAAAUAUUAUUUUAAUAUGGGUAAGAAAUGAUGACUGACAAUUGCCUUUAUUCAAAUUUAUUAUAUAGCAAGUGUCAAAGUUCAAUUUUCCUGUUUGCCGAUUGGUCAAAACCGCACUACGUGUCGGUCCACAAAACGUCAUGUUCACUGUACGCUUUGGUGAGGGGGCAACCGGUCAACAAUUAAACAAUUAUUGACUUGUCAAUAAUAAAACAAGAAUUGAGGCGCAAGUUGUUCGCGUCAACCAACAAGUUCGGUUUAUUACAGUUUCGGAAUACCAGGUGAAUUAUUGAGAUUUUGACACUUGCGGUAUUUGGGCUGCAAAAUACGCUGUUUCUCUCGGUCUCAGUAAAGAAGUGAUAAAUAUUUAAUCUUGUUUCUGUAAUGUUUGCAUGUUACUGAUCUUUUGCAGGCUAUUCAAGGCUCGAUAUUUUUAAUUGGCACUUUUGGAAUAAAGUUUUUGUCAGCAAAGCUCCUGAAUAUCAAAGAUGAU